ACACCAAUUAAAGCUGGAUAGUAGUGAAAAUCGGUUACUAUACCUCAGCAAUCCAAUCAAUUACACUCUUCGAAGCGGUUGCGCUGGACGUCUCUCUAAAUAUUCGUGACGGACUUUAACUACCGGUGGUCAGUUUGGCAGUCAACCAUUACUGCGUCCAGUCCAAGAAAUAAAACAAGAAACCGGAGCUUUUCUUUGAUGCUGCUCUCUGUCUAUUCUACAAAUUAUAAAUAAAACUGAGGAUCGUUAUGUCAACAUUGACGCAGUUUGUUGGCAUUUCACACCAACUUGGCAGUCAGCUUUCUCCGUUGACUGCAACUGCACCUGUGAGCGCACGGCAGUGCCCCGAGACAGGUCGACCGGUGAUGCUGGAUCCCCGUACCGGGCAAUCGGUGUGUUGUGCCCCGGCGGAGAGUCGCCCAGCCACGCUGCUUCACCCAACCGUGAUGGCGGCCUCGCAUCACGGAGUCCCCGCAGGAAUGUACUCUACCGAGGCAAACUCGGUCCCGUACGGGGCCGAUUCGCCGAUGUUCUACCCACAAGCAAUGGCAAGCGGUAGGGCUAUGUGUUAUCCGUACGACCUGUUGCCGGCCCAAUAUCCAUACUACGGCGAUGGUUAUGGCGCGAUGGAUCUGAACGGCGCCAGGCGCAAGAACGCCACCCGCGAGACGACCAGCACGCUGAAGGCCUGGCUGUACGAGCACCGCAAGAACCCGUACCCGACCAAAGGCGAGAAGAUCAUGCUGGCCAUCAUCACCAAGAUGACACUGACCCAGGUCUCCACCUGGUUCGCCAACGCCCGCCGACGCCUCAAGAAGGACAAUAAGAUGACCUGGUCGCCCCGCAGCGGUGGCGUCGAUGAUGACGACCGGAAGGAAGGCUACGAGUCCGGGGACGGCGAGGAUCGUGACGAUAGAGACGACGGUCUUGGAUCAGACCUGGAGAGUAGCCACAAUGACCAAUUAUCAGAUUUGGAGGAAACGCCAGACAAAGUUUCAGAAGAAUUGAAAGAUGGAGACUUUCCUGUAGACUGUAGCAGCAGUAGCCAUGUAGGUUUAGCGCGUAUUGAGCCGAGGGUACCGGCUGGGUUUGUGGGUACCAACCCGGACAGAGACUCUGUGAGUAUCACGGUGGACGAUGAGGAGAACAGCCAUCAUCAUAACCAUCAUCCUCAUCGGUCCAGGGAACUUUGUAGUAGCCCCCUCUGCCACCGGAGGAGUCCUAGCCCCGCCCCUCUGGCGCCCUCAAUGAUCCGAGCAACCUGCCGACCUACCUCCAGAUCCCCACCGUGCGAGAAACCGCUGCCGGCCUCGCCGCCCCGGCAGGCCGAGAAACCCAAGAUCUGGUCGCUGGCGGAAACGGCGCUGUCCAAGGAAAACCCCGAGCGGUUCGUGCGAGUACCGUGUUACAACAGCAUCACGAGCCGGUACGCACCCUACAACUCCCCCAUGGACUCUGCUGCAGGGCUUGCCAUGAAGCGCCUUACGGCCGUUGCACAACAUCACCAAUCUCCGUACAUCAGCCAAGCACGACCCGUCGGCCAGACUGCCAGCACAUUGCCGUCUUUCAUUCACCCAAGCUUUGCAACUGUCGAUCUCCGCCAAGAAAAAGCGGCCAGGUUCAGCGCGACAUAACGGCGGUCGAUGAGAGGCUGACGGGCCGAUAAGGGGCAGCUUCCUAGCCGGUGUCGAGGCGAUAAGAGAUAUGCCUCGGACAUGUGAUAGACGAACGUGGAUUGACCUCACCCGUGGUUGACAUUGAAACGAACUACCGCCUUAGAUACAACGAUCAGGUGUACAUGAAAUAGCCGUUGAUAUUACGCUGACACCAACAAACUUUGCAGGAAAAUUAAUGCCUUAAAACAUUUUCAAAAUGUUUCAAAUUUCAAAACUUCGUGGAAGGAAUAAGUGCAGUAUUAACUGAUGAAAUAAAAAUGGAGUUUCAGUCUCUCGGAAAAGAACUGCGACCCGCAAUGUUUUACAACAUAAAACGAUAUGAACUGAUAGUUCAGAUUACAUAAAAAUAAGUGGCAGACUAACAAAGCUCAUCCCCCCCCCCCAAAAAAAAAAAACUUUCGCUCUAAAAUGUUGUUCAGAAGUGUUUAUUUCUUUCUUGGGUGAGGGUCUAUUAAGUUUUAUCCGGCUUUCUGUUGACUGUUCUUGUAAGUUUAUCGUCAUAUGAUAUUGAAUUGAAAGGAACGUUAAUCUGUGGGUAGUUGUUAUUUUGAAAUUAGGAACCUAAACCUUGACGCUUGUUUCCUUUGGAGAAAUACAAACUUAUGUAAAAUGUACUUUGUGGAAAAAUAGUUUUGUUUAUUGCAGAAAGAUUCAUGUUUUCAGUGUUAAAUUAUGUCUUUUAAAAGUCAUUGUUGAAUAUUUUGAUUCAUAAAUUAUAUUAAAAGUAUUAUAGUAUCGUUGAAAAAA
Patiria miniata (bat star) is the source of this 2423-nucleotide messenger RNA. Its product is annotated as homeobox protein caupolican-like. Bases 249 to 1634 code for a protein of 461 amino acids. The record is from RefSeq and is a predicted model, not a curated record. Gene Ontology annotation, biological process: cell development; regulation of transcription by RNA polymerase II; neuron differentiation. The transcript has 7 exons. Lineage: Eukaryota; Metazoa; Echinodermata; Asteroidea; Valvatida; Asterinidae. Gene Ontology annotation, molecular function: RNA polymerase II cis-regulatory region sequence-specific DNA binding; DNA-binding transcription factor activity, RNA polymerase II-specific. Gene Ontology annotation, cellular component: nucleus.